CAACUGUGCUUUUUGUGUGGAGAAAAAGAGAGAGAGAGAAAGAGACGAGUGUUCACACCCCCUCCGAAGCCUCAUGACUCACAAAGGGGUGAGCUGCAGCAGCAGCAUCACACACACAGACACACACACACACCCCUUCCCUCUCCAAGUGCCAGGACGAGCCGGCAAAACCACGCUUCUCCAGAAGAAGGAAAACAGAGGGAACGGCAGCGCAGAAAAGUUGGCCCACACGACUCAGUCAGUGAUGUCACGAAACAUGUGACCCUGCUUCUCCUGUGACAUCGUUCUGAGCGAAAGAAAAAAGAUUUUUUAAAGGCUCGUGCCUCUUUUGGGUUUGUGUGAAGGCUCCGCUCACCUCCCGAGCAACCACAGAACCGCAGAAAAAAAAGGUUUUUGCAUGCGGAGCGUAAAUGGUUAAUUGUCGCCGGGUUGUCAACUUCAGGUUCGAGGACCGCACCAACCAGUAAGUACGCUUCAACCGCACUAGCGAGCUUGGCUCCAUCCUAUCCAAUAAGGCGACAGAUUUUUGCUUCUUUUUUUUUCCUUUUUAAAACCAGACCUGGUCAUUACUUGUGGUCAUGAAAAUAGUUGAUACAAAAACGCAUUUCUUGUGGAUGUUUUUUCCUUUUUUGCAUCUUCCCCCUGCUGGCACACACCACCACCACGCACUCCUAACCUAAAAGGCGUCAAGGGUCACCAGAAACCACGGAGAGGCCAAAUUUGGGAGCGAAAGUGGCGACCAUGGCGUCCAACAGCCUGUUUAGUUCUGUGACCCCAUGUCAGCAGAACUUCUUCUGGGAUCCCAGCGCCGGCCGGAGGUUCAGCCCGCCGGUGUCGGUGAAGAUGAACGACGUGAACUCGAAUGCAGGACCUCAGCAGCAGCAGGACGGCGCGGUGGUGCCCAGACUCCGCGCGCAGGAGAACCGCUCCAUGGCCGAGAUCAUCGCCGAUCACCCGGCCGAACUGGUGCGCACGGACAGUCCCAACUUUCUCUGCUCGGUUUUGCCUUCUCAUUGGAGGUGUAAUAAAACCCUACCGGUCGCGUUUAAGGUGGUGGCCCUGGGUGAGGUUCCCGAUGGGACUGUGGUCACAGUGAUGGCCGGAAAUGAUGAGAAUUAUUCAGCGGAGCUCAGGAAUGCCUCAGGGGUUAUGAAGAACCAGGUGGCCCGCUUCAAUGACCUGCGCUUUGUGGGACGAAGCGGAAGAGGGAAGAGCUUCACCCUGACGAUUACAGUAUUCACAAACCCACCGCAAGUGGCCACUUACCACAGAGCCAUUAAGGUCACGGUGGACGGACCGCGCGAGCCCAGGAGACACAGGCCGAAGCUGGAUGACUCUCCGAAGGCCGGACUGUUCUCUGACCGUCUCAGUGAACUGGAGCGCAUCCGUCAGACCACCAUGAGGGUCACUGUGCCAACACAAACACCCAGACCCUCACUCAGCAGCCCCAACUCCUACACGCCGCAGGGCCAAACGCAGAUUACAGAUCCACGACAGGCUCAAUCUUCCCCACCAUGGUCAUACGACCAGACAUACCCAUCGUACCUAAGUCCCAUGGCCUCCCCGUCGGUUCACUCCACCACUCCGCUGUCGUCCAGCCGGGCCACGGGUCUGCCCUCCAUCAGCGAUGUGCCCAGACGUCUUCCAGGUAACCUCCAGCCUCAGGCCUACAGCAGGUUCGACAGACUUGAGUCCUUUCCCUGGCCAGUUUGAGCGCCAGUUCCCUGCCUUCUCCUCACUCACCGAGAGCCGCUUUUCCAGUCCCAGAAUGCACUACCCGGCCACCUUCACCUACACGCCAACCCCGGUCACCACAGGCAUGUCAUUGGGCAGCGCUCAUUACCACACGUACCUCCCGCCGCCGUACCCCGGAUCCACCCAGAGCCAAAGCGGACCCUUCCAGAGCAGCAGCACCCCUUAUCUCUAUUACGGUGCUUCCUCCGGCUCCUACCAGUUCUCCAUGGUUCCUGGAGGAGAGCGAUCACCCACCCGCAUGAUGCCCCCCUGCACCAGCGCAUCCACAGGGACCAGCCUGGUCAAUCCCAACCUCCCGGUUCAGGCUGACGGAAGUGGAGGAGUGGAGGGAGAUGGAAGUCAUAGCAAUUCCCCGACUCUGCUUAAUCCUGCUGGAAGAAUGGAUGAAGGCGUUUGGAGGCCGUAUUGAUCAGACAGUAGACCUUUUUUUUUUUUCAAUCUGUACUCUUCCACUCGCUAUGGUGGAUUGUUGUUGGAUGUUGGUCGCCCAGCAGUCGAAACACAAAAUAUAUCAUUUCACAAAUCUUUCAAAGGACGGAAAAUAUUGGAGAAAGUUAGAUUGUUCAAAUUAGACGGUGGAAAAAGAAACACCAGAAAACAUCUCUGCUCAUUACAAUAAUAGAAACUAUCUUACAAUUUGUAAUAGUUUUAAUAGUUCUAAUGUAAAUUAGGUUUUAAUGGAAGCUGAAAUAGUCAUAAGGAGUCUCCACUGGUAGUUCAUUGCCUUCUAUUUGUGGUAAAACCCAUAAAACCUAUUUUGCCGGAAAUAUAAACGGUUACUUUAAUAGAAAAUGUGCGUGCUGCCGUCGGUUAGGACAAAAACUCCUUUUGAGUUUUUGAUGAAAGAUGUCUUUAUCGCGUGUGUUGUUAGUUUAUGAUGUCUCUCAUGAUGUUUGGAGACAGUAAAAUGUUUUUAGCAUAAUUUUAAUGUUUUAGCCCUCUGGGGUUGCCAAAUGCUCUGGUGUGUUUACUCACAUGUUUUUCUGAUGACAGUGAAAAUACCUUAAGAUACUUUGUUUGUCAUUUUCAUAUUACAGAUAUGAGUAAGACAUCAUUUAAAAUUGUUUUUAAAAAGUAUAUCGUUUUUAUUCCUGUGAUUGAAAACCAGGACAUGCUGCUUAGGUAUGCUUUAAAGCAUUGCUACUGGUCAUGAGCUAGUUUAAGCUUGUUCUUAGGGUUGAAGAUGGUUCUUAGAUGGCCAUGAGUUGGUUUAAACUGUUUCUUAGCUAGACAUUAACUAGUUUAAUCUGGUUCUUAGCUGGUUUAAACGAUUUUUUAGCAAGUCAUAAACUGGAUUAAUCUGGUUUUUAGCUGGUUCUUAGCUAGUAAUUAACUGGUUUAAUCUGGUUCUUAGCUUGUUUAGGAUGGUUCUUAGCUAGUCCUGAGAUGUAUUCGCCUGGCUUUCAGCUGGUUGAAACUCAUUCUUAUCUAAACAUGAACUGGUUUGAUCUAGUUCUUAGCGGGUUUAAGAUGGUUCUUAGAUGGCUAUGAACUGGUUUAAACUGUUUCUUAGCUAGACAUAAACUGGAUUAAUCUGGUUUUUCAGCUAGUCAUGAACUUGUUUAAUCUGGUUUGUAGCUGAUUCACGCUGGUUCUUAGCUAGAAGUUAACUGGUUUGAUCUGGUUCUUAGAUGGUUAAAACUGCUUAUUAGCUAGACAUUAACUGGUUUAAUCUGGUUUUUAGCUGGUUUAAACUUCUUCUUAGCUAGUCAUGGACUGGUUUGAUCUAGUUCUUAGGGGGUUUAAGAUGGUUCUAAGACACCAUACGGCUGGUUAAACUGUUUCUUAACUAGACAUUAACUGGUUUAAUCUAGUUCUUAGCUGGUUUAGGAUGGUUCUUAGCUAGUCAUGAACUUAAUUAAUCUGGUUUUUAGCUAGUCAUGACCUGGUUUAAUCUGGGUUUUACCUGGUUUAAGCUGGAUCUUAGCUAGUAAUUAACUAGUUUAAUCUGGUUCUUAGCUGGUUUAGGAUGGUUCCUAGCUAAUCAUGAACUGAAUUGAUCUAGUUCUUAGCAGGUUUAAGAUGGUUCUUAGAUGGCAAUGAGCUGGUUUAAACUGUUUCAUAGCUAGACAUGAACUGGAAUAAUCUGUUUUUUAGCUGGUUCUUAGCUAGUCAUGUACUGGUUUCAUCUGGUUUUUAGCUGUUUUAAAAUGGUUCUUAGCUAGUCAUGAACUGGUUUAAUCUGGUUCUUAGCUGUCUUAAGCUGAUCAUGUGCUGGUUCUAAGCAACCCCUGCUCAGGAAAAGAACCGGUCCAGCCUAAACCAGCGAAGAACCAGUUUAAACCAGCAGUCAUGCUUCAGAACAUACCUAACCAGCAUAUGCUGUUUUUAACACACAUUCAAGUACGUAAAAAAUGACAACAAAACAACAUGCUUUUGUAAAAUAGUAACAAAUAGGGUGUGCUUUUUGCCAUCAACUUCCUUCUUAAAAGCAUUACAAAAACACAUGCCUCGCAGACAAAAAGGUAAACGUGCUUACAAAAUUUAGAAAUAGUGACCAUCCAACAAGCUAAUAUCCAGAGCUAAUUGUAUAUAGACAAUGAAGCAUUCUUACCUGAACACUAAGUCCUGUGUCUUGUCUAAUUUUAACAAUGCACCAGUUUUUCAAAGUUUUUUGUGCUUUGGAAAUGUGUGAAAUGCUAUAUUUUGUGUGUUUUGACAGCUAGAUAUCGUGAAUGAAAAUGGACUUUUAUCCCUCACAGCCUCAUUUUGGAAUCAUCAGGUUGAAUAAGGUCUAUGAGUGUUUCUAAACGAAAGGCAUGGUUUUAAAGCACAAACCUUUUUUAGGAUCUCGCUGAGCUACUUUCCCUCGCUAACACAAGUAUUUAUGAGCCCGUUGAAAAGGAUAUGUUUUGUUUUUUUACAUUGAACUUUAUGGUGUUACGUUUCUUCUGGACUUUUUGAACUCUGGGAAUCAUUGUCAUUUAGGCAGGAUUGAAGGAAUCGAGACGGAGUAUUUCAUUCAUCAUUAUGUUAUUAUUUACUUGUCUUGGCAUGUUUUUUAAUAUAUCAUUUAAAGCACUGAACAACAUCUGUAUGACAGUUUGUGAUCAAAUCUCUUUUUGUGCUUUUUGUUUGUUCGUUUGUUUGUUUGUUUAACUUAAGCAUUUAAGUUAUACGUAAUUGAUUUAAAGUAACUUAUGAAGCCAUAGAUUGAAUUAAUGUAUUUGGAGCUUGAGUCAUAGAGGGGAUAUUUUUGUAAAGCGUCUAUGUUCAAGUCUAAUUUAAACAAAUUCUGUGCCUUAAUUGAUCACACGAAGUUGUUGAAUGCGUUCAAAACGAAAUAAGGGUCUCUGUGUCCAAGUACACUACAUUUGUGAGCAGUUAUACCAAAUGCUCUUUCACUGUUUUAAAGCUUUAAACCAAAGAAACAGCCACGGAUGCUCAAAAAGUGUUUGCCAAUGUGCUAGAUCAAGCUUUCUUUGAGUAGCGUGCAUUUGCUGGGGUAAUUUAUUUAGCUUUCUUGUUGCUUUAUUAUAAGUGGCUGGGAAAGGUUUCCAGUGGAGGAACAUUGAAGGUUAUGGAUAUGUAUCUUACAGGGAUGUACUUUUCCUGAUAACUGGAGUGAGUCAAAUAAAUAUGGAGGGGAAGUUCUCUCAGCUAUGGCACUAUAUUAUUGCACCAAUGCAACUGGAGUAAAUACCUCUCUUUUUUUCGAAGGGGGGUGGGAUGUAAUUUAUAAUAGUAUAACUUUUAGCUAUAAUUAAAUGGAAUGAGUAAAACAAAAAUGAUAAUUUAAUUCAUCAAGGAUGCAUUUUAUUGAUAAUUGAGACUUUUUCUAGAAUCUUGAACUUAAUUAUGUUGAAAAUUCAGCUUUGCAGCACAUGAAUAAAUUACAUUGCGAAAUCAAAUCAAAUAGAAACUAGAUGUACGAGUUGUAAAAAUAUUUUAAAUAUUUUACAGCAUUUUUAAUCAAAUAAAUGCAGCUUGAUGAGCUUGUAUGCUUAAAAAUAUAAAAAUACGUCUUAAAAAACGUCUUAAACAUCCCAAAGUUUGGAAAAGGUACAAUUAGAAAAAUUUCAUUCCAUUAUAGUGUCAGAUUACCUAAUAAAAAGGUUUAUUAUCAGCUCUUAAUUAUGCAAAUUAUCUUCAUGAUUUCACAAUAAUGCUGUUCAUCAAAGACGGAUGGAUUUAACCAACCGCAAUUGUGUUUAUUUAGUGCAGUGUUUCUCAACCACGUUGCUGGAGGACCACCAGUUCUGUACAUUUUCCGUGUCUCUUUAACCAAACACACCUGAUUUACAUCAUCAGCUCAUUAGCAGAGACUGAAAGAGCUGUAAUGGGUGUGCAUACAAAGGGAGACAUCCGUGCAUCGUUGGUGGUCCUCCAGGAACGUGGUUGAGAAACACUAAUCUAGUGCAGGGCUGCCAAAUUCAGUUCCUGGAGGGCCGCAGCUCUACAACCCUGCUUCAUCGGACAUACCUGUAGGUUUCAAACAAGCCUGAAGAACUCAAUUAGCUUGAUCAGGUCUGUUUAAUUAGGGUUAAAGCUAAACUGUGCAGAGCUGCGGCUCUUUAGGAACUGAAUUUGACACGUGAUCUAGUGCCUUACUAAACAACUGACAGCUUUCCUCAGAUAAGUGCUUUAAACAAAACAAAAAACGGCUCGUAAAGCCAAUAUUUAUACUGUUAAAUUAAAAAAAACCAAAGCUCUUAGUUUGUUGUUUGUUUCUGAUCAACUUUAGAUCCAGUAUUGCAUCUCCAGCGGGACUAGUCCACUUGUUUCGAAUGUUAUCACUCGAUUGAAUGGGCGUUAUCAGCUGAUAGAUAUGGGCCAGUAGGGGUCUUCUGCACCUACUGGUAGGCUCAAAAGGCUGGAAUCAUCCAUCAACAUGGUUAAUCAGCUAUAAUAAUAGAGAAGACUUCAGAUCCAGAUCUGUUUUUACAAUACGGCGACGGUUGAGGUAGGGGUA
Molecule: messenger RNA, 6667 nt
Organism: Danio rerio (zebrafish)
Lineage: Eukaryota; Metazoa; Chordata; Actinopteri; Cypriniformes; Danionidae
Source: RefSeq, a predicted model, not a curated record